This is a messenger RNA of Clupea harengus (Atlantic herring), 2861 nucleotides long. RefSeq names its product zinc finger and BTB domain containing 14 (gene zbtb14). Gene Ontology annotation, molecular function: RNA polymerase II cis-regulatory region sequence-specific DNA binding; protein binding; DNA-binding transcription factor activity, RNA polymerase II-specific. Lineage: Eukaryota; Metazoa; Chordata; Actinopteri; Clupeiformes; Clupeidae. Gene Ontology annotation, biological process: regulation of transcription by RNA polymerase II. The record is from RefSeq and is a predicted model, not a curated record.
UAAAAUUAUUGUUUUAUGCAUCGAGACUGUUAAUCUGCUCGCGUGGACCAUGAUGAGAAAUAGCAGAGAUGGCGGAUUUCCGUGUUUGUUGACGCUAACAAUGCAGAUAUGGGGAAAGCUAGCUACCUAGCUAGUAACUACCAUAUACGACCGCUAGUAAUCCACUAUGGUAUCCGAAAUGUCGUUGUAGCCUAGCUAGUUUGUUAGCACAUUAGCUAACAUAAUGUAUCAGAAAGGCCUUUUAGAUAAUGUAGUGGUUGACAGGGAUGCAUUACAGCUAAAUAGAUUACUGAAUUAUUAGAUGCCAUGUUUCAAUAUAACCAGGUCAUCGACUUGGCAUUGUAAUAGGAAAUUAAAAUGGAUGUUGGUUAACGAGCAACCUAUCUGGCUGGCUAACGAGCUAAGUCGAUUAUGUUGUUAGCUGAGAACGUUAGCUUGCUCGCUAAGUGACGUAAACUUCUCCACAAGAUUCCCAGAUUAACAUUAAAUGGUGGUUGUUUGGUUAGGUCCACAUUAGCAUAUAAUCAACAACUGUCCCCUUUCGUUUGCUAUAUACUUCAAUAUCUGCACCGACAUUUAAUAACGUGACCAUACGCUGUGUACAAAUUAUUUUGAGUGGCGAGUUUACUGAGCUUGAGCAUACUGAUUGGUUAGCUGACAUAGCCUUUAGCCAUGUUUGAACAAUAUGGUGGCUCCCUGUUAGUAAAUUAUGAGCCAGUAGUACGAAUUGACAGUCAUAACAAAAUUAAUUGUGUGAUUAAGAUGCCCUGACUCUGUUAACAUUGGACUAGUGUCGUGCAACUAUCCAUUUUAAUGUUGUAAUAUUUGACGCAACUUGAUUUGGACACACCAGGGCUGAACACUUCAACGUUAGCCGUCCUGAGUGUUCUUAUGAGGGAUUCUCAUCAAUAUGUCGGAAACUGUGAAGUAUAUUGACGAUGAACAUAAGACCAUCUUCCUGAAGAUACUAAAUGAGCAGAGAUUAGAGGGAGAGCAUUGUGACAUUGCUGUGGUUGUUGAGGAUGUUAAAUUCAGGGCACACCGCUGUGUUUUAGCAGCCUGCAGCAAUUACUUUAAAAAGCUGUUCAAGAAGCAUGAAGUAGACAACUCCUCUGUAAUAGAGAUAGACUUCAUCCGCUCUGACAUCUUUGAAGAGGUGCUGAAUUAUAUGUACACUGCGAAGAUAUCUGUGAAAAAGAAAGAUGUUAACUUAAUGAUGUCAUCAGGUCAGAUUCUUGGAAUCCGCUUUUUGGAUAAGCUUUGCUCGCAGAAACGGGACUUGUCCACAGAGGAAAAGACAGACCAAAGAAAUGCCAAAUACCCAUAUGACAUUGUCAAAAUUGGAAUGCCCACUGACGAUUCUCACCUGCCAACAAACAGUGGUGUGCAGGUGCUAGGUGACCACGACGACGCUGCCGCUGACGACAUAGUCGACGAUACCCACGCCAAUCACGACCUCGACAAAUCACCCAACAGCGCUCUGAGAGUGCAGGAAGCCAUCCUCAAAGAGCUAGCCAACGAGGAGGUCCACAAAGUGAGCUGCUACGACCAAGACGUUGAAGCCAUGGACACGGAACCCAAAGACUUGGCAGGCCAUGCUGCCCAGACUCUCGGCUUUGCUGACAGCAUGGGAGAGGUGAAAGACGAACAAGCACCGGGCUGGACCACGGCAGCCGCCGACAUGAAAUUCGAGUACCUGCUGUACGGCCACAGGGAGCACCUGGGCUGCCAGGUGUGUGGAAAGACCUUCAUGGACGAGAACAGGCUGAGGAAGCACGAGAAGCUGCACUCGGCUGACCGGCCGUUCAUCUGCGACAUCUGCACCAAGGCCUUCACCACCCAGGCCCACCUCAAGGAGCACUUGAAGAUCCACACCGGCUUCAAGCCGUACCGCUGCGAGGUGUGUGGCAAGUCCUUUAUCCGGGCACCAGACCUGAAGAAGCACGAGCGCGUGCACAGCAACGAGCGGCCCUUCGGCUGCCAGAUGUGCGAGAAGGCCUUCAAGCACAAGUCGCACCUGAAGGACCACGAGCGGCGGCACCGCGGUGAGAAGCCGUUCGUCUGUGGCUCGUGCACCAAGGCCUUCGCCAAGGCCUCGGACCUGAAGAGGCAUGAGAACAACAUGCACAGCGAGCGCAAGCAGCUUGCACCCAACCCACUACAGAGCGAGACUGAACAGCUGCAGGCAGCCGCUAUGGCUGCAGAGGCCGAGCAACAACUGGAAUCCAUCGCAUGUUCAUAGCACACAGCGUGCUCUCCCAAGUACCGCCAACCCAUGGUCUGGGCACCAGUCGAGUCUAACAAUCGAGCUUUUUCUACGUCUUAUUUUUUGGGGGGGGAUGUAGGCAUGUAGUGUUAUAAUUUUGUUUUUGGAGAUUUAGUUAAUUUUUUUCAGAUGUCAUGUCAUGAAGUUUCAGAACUAACAAAAAAUUGUUAUACUUUAUUGACUGUGGUGAUAAUUUUACGAAAAGAGUAUAGGUUUAUUCACAUAAUGUCUAAUUGUUCAGAUUUUCUUAAAGACAAUGUAUAUUGUGUAAUAUGAACAUGAAUUGUUUUUUCUCUUCACUGUACAGGUGAAAAUGAAAGGUGUUGUGAUGUAUAUAUGGCAGCCCAAUGGACAUUACUGCUCUGCCUUAUCCCAAUUGUCAAUAAACCUGCUGUUCUACAAUGCCAGUUUCAUGCCAUAAUUGAAAAUUAAAUACAUGAUUUGUAUAAAGUAAAAUUAAAUGAGAGAUAUGCUGAUGAACAAGGUUUUGAUGGUAAUUAUUCCAUCAGGCUGUACAAACCUCAAAUAAAUUAUGUAUGAUAACAGCUCAAAAUAUUUUGCUGUAAUAAAUGUAUUACCUUUUGGGUAACCUAUA